CCUGGUCUGUAAUGUCUUUGGCUGACUUGCCUGGCACAGGUGCCAGGCAGCUCUAUGCUUGUUUUUAGCAAGGCAGCUCUUUGAGCCUAUGACCAGUUCCUCAGUACUACCUAGCACCGGAAAGGAAAGAGCAAGGGCUGGUCUGGAAAGAAGCGAUCCAGGUUAGGGGUUGCAUCCGAGAAUGGGGCUCGAAGCCACUUCGGUGCUGUGUGACCCCAAGAGGUUUUCCCAAAAUGUUGACUUAGUCUCCUCUGCAAAACGCACGGUCCUGUAAAGCCAGUGGAAAUGCCGUUUGAAGCCGAGUUCCGACGUUUUGCGCUGCCCCGCGCUUCCGUGAAAGGCUUCCAGGAGUUCUCGCGGUUGCUGUGUGUGGUACACCAGAUCUCUGGCCUGGAUGUGCUGCUUGGCUACACCGAUGCUCAUGGCGACCUGCUGCCCCUCACCAACGAUGACAGUUUGCACCGGGCCCUUGCCAGCGGGCCCCCGCCGCUGCGCCUAUUGGUGCAGAAGCGGGCAGAAGGCGACUCUAGUGGCCUGGCUUUUGCCUCCAACUCUCUGCAGAGGCGCAAGAAAGGGCUCCUGCUUCGACCAGCUGCACCUCUGCGCACCCGACCACCCUUGCUAAUCAGCCUACCCCAGGAUUUCCGCCAGGUGUCUUCAGUCAUAGAUGUGGACCUACUCCCCGAGACCCAUCGACGCGUGAGGCUCCACAAACACGGCUCAGACCGCCCCCUGGGCUUCUACAUUCGAGAUGGCAUGAGUGUUCGCGUGGCUCCCCAGGGCCUGGAGCGGGUUCCAGGAAUCUUCAUCUCCCGCCUGGUACGUGGGGGCCUGGCUGAGAGUACAGGGCUGCUGGCAGUCAGUGAUGAGAUCCUCGAGGUCAAUGGCAUUGAGGUGGCUGGGAAGACCUUGGACCAAGUGACGGACAUGAUGGUUGCCAACAGCCAUAACCUCAUUGUCACUGUCAAGCCUGCCAACCAGCGUAAUAAUGUCGUGCGAGGGGCAUCUGGGCGUCCAGCAGGGCCUUCCUCUGCAGGGCCUGGGCCUACUGACCCUGAGAGUGAUGAGGACAAUGACCUGGUCACUGAGAAUCGCCACCCUCCCUGUUCUAAUGGGCUGUCUCAGGGGCCCCUGUGCUGGGACCUGCAACCUGGCUGCCUACUUCCUGGUGCUGGCAGCUCUCUGCCCUCCUUGGACAGCCAAGAGCAAGCCAACUCUGACUGGGGGAACGGCAUGCGAGGUGAUGUUAGUGGAUUCAGCCUCUGACAGGCAAAGAUGCAGCCCUUGUCAGUUCAGGCUGCUGGAGCGUGGCAUGGACUUCCCAGCCGGGGAGGGAAGAUUAGCUUGCUCACAGAGCCCUCUCAGCCCAGGGAAUAUUAAAGGUUGUCUACAAAUGCA
Arvicola amphibius (Eurasian water vole) is the source of this 1398-nucleotide messenger RNA. It is a transcript of the gene Pard6a, whose product is annotated as par-6 family cell polarity regulator alpha. Bases 286 to 1266 code for a protein of 326 amino acids. Gene Ontology annotation, cellular component: cell cortex; apical plasma membrane; nucleus. The transcript is spliced from 3 exons. Gene Ontology annotation, biological process: centrosome cycle; establishment or maintenance of cell polarity; regulation of cellular localization. The record is from RefSeq and is a predicted model, not a curated record. Lineage: Eukaryota; Metazoa; Chordata; Mammalia; Rodentia; Cricetidae. Gene Ontology annotation, molecular function: protein kinase C binding.